Molecule: messenger RNA, 3714 nt
Organism: Lactuca saligna
Lineage: Eukaryota; Viridiplantae; Streptophyta; Magnoliopsida; Asterales; Asteraceae
Source: the annotation of a GenBank genome assembly
AUGAUAAACGAUCUAAGAGGUUGGGGACGAAACGGAGCGAAGAUGUUGACGAAGUUUGAGACGAAGAGUAAUAGAGUUAAAGGUCUGAGUUUCCACAGCAAAAGGCCAUGGAUCUUGGCUAGUCUUCACAGUGGUGUGAUCCAGCUAUGGGAUUACAGGAUGGGCACUCUCAUUGAUCGUUUUGACGAGCAUGAUGGCCCUGUUCGUGGCGUACACUUUCAUCAAUCACAGCCUCUGUUCGUUUCGGGAGGCGAUGAUUACAAGAUCAAAGUUUGGAACUACAAACUGCAUCGGUGUUUAUUCACGCUUCUUGGCCAUCUUGAUUAUAUCCGGACUGUUCAAUUUCACCAUGAGAACCCCUGGAUUGUUAGUGCUAGUGAUGAUCAAACUAUCCGGAUAUGGAACUGGCAAUCCCGUACUUGUAUUUCUGUUUUAACAGGACACAACCAUUAUGUAAUGUGUGCUUUGUUCCAUCCCAAGGAGGACCUUGUUGUAUCAGCAUCAUUAGAUCAGACUGUUCGAGUUUGGGACAUUGGUGCUCUGAAAAAGAAAACAGUUUCCCCUGCUGAUGAUAUCCUUCGCCUCAGUCAAAUGAAUACAGAUUUCUUUGGAGGAGUUGAUGCUGUUGUGAAGUAUGUCUUGGAGGGCCAUGAUCGUGGAGUCAAUUGGGCAUCAUUCCAUCCCACUCUUCCUCUUAUUGUUUCUGGAGCUGAUGAUCGUCAAGUCAAGAUCUGGCGCAUGAAUGAUACCAAAGCUUGGGAAGUAGACACUUUGAGAGGUCACAUGAACAAUGUAUCAUGUGUUCUUUUCCACGCAAGACAAGACAUCAUAGUAUCAAACUCAGAGGACAAAAGCAUACGUGUUUGGGAUGCUACAAAAAGAACUGGCCUUCAAACAUUCCGCAGGGAACAUGACAGGUUCUGGAUACUCGGCUGUCAUCCUGAAAUGAAUCUUCUAGCAGCUGGCCAUGAUAGUGGCAUGAUUGUUUUCAAGCUGGAAAGAGAACGCCCUGCUUUCUCUGUUAGUGGUGAUUCCCUCUACUUCAUAAAAGACCGUUUUCUUCGGUUCUAUGAGUACUCCUCUCAAAAAGACACUCAAAUCCUCCCAAUCCGUAGGCCUGGUUCUACCACCCUAAACCAGGGCCCUAGAACCCUCUCUUACAGCCCUACAGAAAACGCGAUUCUUAUAUGUUCAGAAGUAGAUGGUGGGUCCUACGAACUCUACAUUGUUCCUAAAGAUAGUUUCAGUCGAGGCGAUACAGUUCAAGAGGCAAAACGUGGUGUCGGGGGAUCUGCAGUUUUUGUAGCUCGCAACAGAUUUGCAGUUCUUGAAAAAAGCACCAAUCAGGUGUUAGUGAAGAACUUGAAGAAUGAAAUCGUGAAGAAAAGCGCCCUUCCUGUUGUCACAGAUGCUAUAUUCUAUGCGGGUACAGGCAACCUACUUUGCAGGGCAGAAGAUAGAGUGUUCAUCUUUGACCUUCAACAGAGACUGGUUCUUGGGGACCUUCAAACAUCUUUUGUAAGGUAUGUUGUUUGGUCAAAUGACAUGGAGAGUGUUGCUUUACUUAGCAAACAUUCGAUAAUAAUAGCUGAUAAGAAACUUGCUCACCGGUGCACCCUUCAUGAAACAAUCCGUGUCAAGAGUGGUUCGUGGGAUGAUAAUGGUGUUUUCAUAUACACAACACUCACCCAUAUCAAGUACUGUUUGCCUAAUGGAGACAGUGGAAUCAUUAGGACACUUGAUGUUCCGGUUUACAUCACGAAAAUAUUCGGGAACACAAUCUUUUGCUUGGAUCGAGAUGGGAAAAACCGCCCGAUUGUUAUUGAUUCUACUGAAUAUAUCUUCAAGCUGUCUCUUCUGAAAAAGAGGUAUGAUCAUGUGAUGAGCAUGAUAAGGAACUCAGAGCUAUGUGGGCAAGCCAUGAUUGCUUACCUCCAACAAAAAGGUUUCCCAGAAGUCGCCCUUCAUUUCGUGAAAGAUGAAAGAACUCGUUUCAAUUUAGCACUUGAAAGUGGAAACAUUCAGAUAGCUGUUGCUUCUGCUAAAGAGAUCGAUGAGAAAGAUCACUGGUAUAGAUUGGGUGUUGAGGCCCUUCGUCAGGGCAAUUCUGGAAUUGUUGAAUAUGCAUACCAAAGGACGAAAAACUUUGAGAGGCUGUCUUUCUUGUAUUUAAUAACAGGAAACUUGGAUAAAUUGUCCAAAAUGAUGAAAAUCGCUGAGGUGAAAAAUGACGUUAUGGGACAAUUCCAUAACGCGUUGUACUUGGGUGAUGUUCAAGAAAGAAUCAAGAUUUUGAUAAAUGCAGGUCAUUUACCACUAGCAUAUGCUACAGCUCAGACCCAUGGGUUGACCGAUAUUGUAGAGGAACUUGCUGUCAAACUUGAAGGGAAUGUCCCUUCUUUGCCAAGUGGCAGGUCUAGUCAACUUUUGAUGCCCCCGACCCCCGUCCUAUGUGGCGGUGACUGGCCGUUACUAAGGGUCAUGAAAGGAAUCUUCGAGGGUGGUCUUGAUAAUGUUGGGAAGGGUGGAAAUGAAGAAUAUGAAGAUGCUGCUGAUGCUGAUUGGGGCGAUGGUUUGGAGAUUGGGGAUGAAGACAACAUUCAGAAUGGUGAUGUCACUGUGGUGUUGGAUGAUGACGAGGCGCCUGAAGAAAAUGAAGAGGGUGGUUGGGGUCUUGAAGACCUUAUACUUCCAGACAUCGAAACCCCGAAAGCCGCCACCUCUGCCACCCGUUCUUCUGUGUUUGUGGCCCCCACCGCCGGUAUGCCCGUCAGCCAGAUUUGGGUCCAGAAGUCAUCUCUCGCAGCUGAACACGCGGCGGCCGGAAACUUCGACACCGCCAUGCGGUUGCUCAGCCGGCAGCUUGGCAUAAAGAACUUCACACCGUUGAAAUCAUUGUUUCUUGAUCUUCACAUGGGGAGUCAUACUUUCCUGCGUGCUUUCUCUUCGGCUCCAUUGAUCUCAUUGGCCAUCGAGCGUGGCUGGAGUGAGUCAGCCAGCCCUAACGUCCGGGCCCCACCUGCACUCAUGUUCAAUUUCUCUCAGUUAGAGGAAAAACUCAAAGCUGGCUACAAAGCCACUACUACUGGUAAAUUCACUGAAGCCUUGCGUCUUUUCCUGGGUAUUCUCCAUACCAUUCCCCUGAUUGUCGUGGAGUCGAGGCGAGAAGUCGAUGAAGUCAAAGAAUUGAUCAUUAUAGUCAAAGAGUAUGUUCUUGGUCUACAAAUGGAACUCAAAAGGAGAGAGUUAAAAGACAACCCUAUUCGCCAACAGGAGCUGGCUGCAUACUUCACUCACUGUAACCUUCAACUCCCACAUCUAAGACUUGCACUGAUGAAUGCUAUGACUGUGUGCUACAAGGCGGGUAAUCUCAUCACAGCAUCCAACUUUGCAAGGAGGCUCUUGGAGACCAACCCAACUGCUGAAAACCAGACAAAAACUGCCCGUUCCGUUAUGCAGGCUGCUGAGAGGAACAUGAAGGAUUCCACACAGUUGAAUUAUGAUUUUAGAAAUCCGUUUGUUGUUUGUGGGGCCACUUAUGUCCCGAUUUACAGGGGGCAGAAGGAUGUGUUGUGUCCAUACUGUAGUUCCCACUUUGUUGUUUCUCAGGAAGGGCAGCUUUGUACUGUUUGUGACCUUGCGGUGGUGGGAUCAGAUGCUUCUGCCUCGCUUCUUCAGUUUAAAUGUGUCUGGAUUCCCAAUUAGAGUUGUUGC